AUGAAGCAAGAAUACCAGCUGGAUCCUGAAAUUAAUGGCUCAUUCAAAUGCCUGCUAUCCAAAGGAAAAGGAGUCCUGAGAAGCAUGUAUGAAUGUUCCACAGGCAAGGAGAGCCUUCAGCAGCCGGGGGAGAAAGGGGGCCGGGCGCUAGGGAAGGCCCCGAGCAGGCGCCGGCCGCCCCCCGCGGGCUCUCCGCGGCCUGCCCGAGCCCCGCGGCGCAGAGCGGCGGAGCCCAGGGGCGGGGAAAGGAACGAAGGGAAAGGAAAGGAAGGGAAGAAGGGGCCCGGCCGCCCUGGCAGGGACAAGCGGGGAGGCGGAGGCAGGACUCGGCAGGAGGAGGGUGGGCGGCCCGGGCCCCGCCGCCCCCGCCGCCGGGCUGAACGCGGCCUGCGGCAGGCUGCGGCCAUCGCGGGCUUGCCGCCCCCGUGCGCCCCUCGGAGGACGGAGGGGUGGGGGCAGAGGAGGCGGAGGAAGCGGCGGCGGCGCCAGGAACAGGGAGGCGGCGGCGGCACGGUGAGGGAGGGAGGGAGCCGGAGCCGGGCCGGGCCCCGCCGGAGCAACAGCAGCGCCAGCUCCUCCUCCUCCUCCUCCUCCUCCUCCGGCUCGGUGAGUCCCGCUCCGUCGCCUGGGAGGCUGCUCGCCGCCCAGCCCGGAUGCCGGCGCAGGCCGGGCCGCGCCGUCGAGGUGCCCGGGAAAGGAGAGGCCCGCGCCGGGAGCGGGGCACCGCGGCCUCUGUUGGGUUUUACAGGCUGCAAGCAGUCCAGUCUGCGUUUCCCAGUGAUGUGAAAUACAGGACCUACAGCUUGGUAGCUAGAGCCCUCACUCGGAGCAUAAGACAGCCAAGUUACUCAGUUCUGCCCCUUCUGUAACGGGGGCUGCCUCAAACACUGUCCUGUUGGCUGCUCUGAAGUACAGAGAGCUUUCUGUCUGUUCUUUUAAAGCUCUUCUGGUCUGCAGAAGGUUAACGGAGCUGAAAAAUAAAGGGCUAGAGAGGGUAUAUGUUCUCUCAGCCCAGUGGCCUAAGGAUCUGCUGUGGAGGGGGAAAACCUGGGAUUGACCGUCUGGCCCAGUUCAUCUUAUGUCUUAAGCUAUUUCUUCACGAUAGAGUAUCAGAAUCAAGAAUAAGUGAGAAUUUCCCUUCCAUGAUGGCUGGGACCACUGUCCAGGAUGCUAGAAUUUGUAGUUUGGUUUUCCCAUGGAGCAAAGUCUUUAUGUGAUGUGGAAGGAUAUGGUAAUUAUUUAUCCACUUAUCGUGGUGUCCAGAAAAAGAAGUAGUUGACACAGUCCUUUAUGCAACAUGAUUCUGUGAGGUGCUUCAUGUUUUCCUUUCAGAACAUGCCUUAGGAGCUAUGUGAAGGCACAGCCAUGAGUCCUUGAGUUAGGCAUUGAUACAGUUCUGCUCAGAUGAGAUACUUCUGGAGAUUGUUUUGAUUUUUUUGUUUGUUUUGUUUUUCCUUGCAAAAAUAAGGUUAAGGACUGCGGAGGAGGUUUCAACUAAAAAGUAAUACUAAUAAAUUGGAAUUUAGGUAUUUCCUAAUAAAGCAGUUCCCCACAUGUGAAGGGGAGAGGGGUGUUGAUGAACAUUUUAAAUAUCAAGUCCUAAUUUCUGUGGACUCUUCAGGAACCUGACUCUUCUAGUAUGCUCUAAGUAUUUGCAGUGAUUGUUGGAGAAGUUACUUAUGCUUAGGUACUGAAAAAAAAAUCUUAACUUAGACAAAAAUCAGAUGCUUUAUCUCUAUUUUAGUUAAGACUGGUUGUAGUUCUGACCUUUGCAGUUUGUCAAAAUGUACUUUGCUUUGAAUUGUAUUUUUGGAAAGCAGGCCACCAACCUCAGAUCUGUUGUGUCACAGGCAGAAUGUGGUAGGAAUCAUGAGAAUAGUCCGUGCCUUGCUGGAGUCACCAGUUAGCAAACUCAGAGCAUUUUUCAUGUAAGGCUUAAGCUCCGGAGAGGAAUAUUUUUGGCCUAUUUGUCAGUCUGAAUUCACUUUCUUUGCAGGUUGCAACUUCAUUAAUGGUUUAGAUAACCUUGUGUCUUGGUAUCUCGUUCUUUGUUUUUCUGCAUCUUUCUAACCCCUUGAGAUAUAUACUACUUACGGAUCUUCCGCUUAUCAUAGGGUUACCUGAUAAUCCUUUGUACUGUAAGAUGGGUAAUUCAUUUGCUUAUUGCCUUGGUAAACUUUAAGCAGUUGGGCUGAAAAGACUUAAAAAUUCAGCAGGCAUUUUAUAAAGUUUUGAGGAAUGUCAGGAAGUAGAAUCAUUACUAAAGAGAGGACAGUGAUAGAAGCUAUCCUGAAAGGUUGGGUAUUUCUCCACGGAAUGAUGAAACCCAAGGUCCUGUGUUCGCCUAUUUCUGUAUUGUCAGCAAAUUCCUGAAAGGGACCACAGGCUUAACUGAUUGAUCUCGUGCAGUGGAUGACAGUUCGCUGCUGCUGCAAUUAACUACUUGAGUUACACCCAUUUUGUUCUGUUGUCACCAUAUACUUCCAUGGAGAAAUGAGGGAGGUUUCAGUUUUGAGUAGGCAGUUGUUCAAAGCCCCCUACAGGUCAAGCCCUCCCUGCCCCAAAUCGUUCCACGUCACAAAAAUUCGAACUUCAGGUUUCAGAAUGAAGGGACCUUAAUUUGGCCUGCUGGUGCAUAUAUAUUAUUAUUCAGCUUAUGAAUCUGUCUAAAAGAGUGGAAAUUGAGCUCUCCAUGUUCUGUCUCGUGAAAUGCUGAACAGAGCAUUGAAUAUCUACGUAUUAACAAGUGUCAGAUAGAGACAGCAAAAAUUUCCUUAGCGAAGCCAAUAAUUCUGUUUAUGAGCUCUGGAAUUUGGAGUUUAAUUAGUAUGCUGUAAGUAAAUGAUGGGAUCAUACACUUCAAAGGGUGAUGAAGAGAAGAAUUAAUGUAAACAUUUUUAUUCUGUGUAUGAGGCAAGACAGAGAAGAGAAUUGCUCAGGCAACCCUUCUGGCUUUUCUCAACUUCUGAGUUCUUGAACUCUGAACCUUUAUGAAGUCUUCUGCUAUGUUUCCUAUAUAAAUAGUUCAGAUAAAGGAUACAAAAACAUGUUUUGCAGUAUACUGUUGUUUAAGAGUGAAAACAAGGGAUUUUGCUCACCAUUAGAAGUUGUUAUAGAAGUUGCCUUUGAUUGGUUUAGUGUUUAUUGUAAAAUUUCCGGGAAAAUAAAAUUGCUGGUGCAACUGACUUUAUUAUUUAUUUCUAUUUCAGAAAUAAAAAUCAAAUUUUGAAUUC
Molecule: messenger RNA, 3233 nt
Organism: Cygnus atratus (black swan)
Lineage: Eukaryota; Metazoa; Chordata; Aves; Anseriformes; Anatidae
Product: serine/arginine repetitive matrix protein 3-like
Exons: 3
Coding region: 1-786 (261 amino acids)
Source: RefSeq, a predicted model, not a curated record